UUUGCAAGGGUUGAGAGAAGUCAUUUCCCUCUCAAGCAACGCAGAGCAAAGAAAUAGAAACAAAGAGCCUCAGGAGCAUAUCAGGUUAUCAUGGGUGUCCACUCCUGGGACAGCUGACUGGAACAUUCUGGUUCCAGUUUGAUCAUCCCAGCCCUGCACUGUGGCUUCAGAAACACACUUUCUGUGGGGCAGAAAGUGGCCUGUGAUACUCAAAAGAACAAGCUCAGUGUCUCCUGCCAGCAUCUUCAUCCGAAGAAACCCUGCUUCAGUUGAAAGAGACAAGAGAAGCAUGAUGCUGCCUGUGACCCAUGUGCUAGCCUUCAGUGCUUGGCUGCUUGCGCAGAGUGAGGCCACAACAAGUGCCCCCACAGUCUCCAUCUUCCUGCAGCCACCUGGGGUGAUCCCGCUGGGAGGCUCUACCACCAUCUGCUGCAGGUGUCUGUGCCGUGUUGGGAACAUCGUGCUGUACAAGGAUGGGCACCAACUCCAUACCCUGGAGCUGCAUGGCAGCACGGCUGAGUUCUCCAUCUCUAACGCCACCCAAAUGGACAGAGGUCUGUACAGCUGCCAUUAUAUGGAUGGAGGCAAUGGGACUGUGCUGACUCAUAGUGACACCAUGGAGGUCAGAGUGGAAGAGUUCCAUCUUCCCAAGCCUGUUCUCUCUGUCCUGCCUGGUCAUGAAGUGGCUGCAGGAGCUGACGUGAUGCUCCACUGCACCAUCAAACACUCCAAAGUUGUCUGUUUCCUAUACCUGGAGGGCCAAGCCACUGCCUUCAAAAUUUCAGUGGAACACACGGAUUUCUACCUCUCCCGGGUGGAUCACAGCAAGGGGGGCCGCUACAGUUGUCAGUGCUACACCAAGGGAACUCCAAUCAACUGGUCUGGAGUCAGCAAUAUGCUGGAGCUGGUGGUGAAAGAGUCGCUGCUCCCUGGCCCCUCCAUCUCUGUGACUCCUCAGGAAGGAGCUGUUCUGGGGACAUCAGCCACAGUCCACUGCAAGUGUCAGUGCCAUCAGACAGUCAUGUUGCUGUACAAGUCUGGGAACAUCAGCAUCCAGCAGAGAGCCCAGCCAGUCAGAGGCAUGGCAACGUUCACCAUCACGCAGGUAGCCCAAGAAGAUGGGGGUGCCUAUGCCUGCCGCUAUGGGAACGAAUCUGACCCCAGCAGCCUUUCACAGCUUAGCCCCUUUGCAGAGCUGCUGGUGAGAGAUCACAAACUGGUCAGGCCCAGCCUGUCCCUGAAGCCUCUAGGCCGUGUCCAGCUGGGGACCAAUGUAACACUGUGGUGCACCAGUGAAGUCCAGAGAGCCCAGUUUUACUUCUGGAAGAACUGGGAGAUGGUAGGGGUCAUAGAGCAAGAAAGCAACGUGGCCACCUUUGUACUGCCCCACGUGAUGGGACACCAUGGAGGGAGCUACGCCUGCAGCUACCGUCCCUGGUCACAGCAGUACAUCUCAUCACAGCCCAGCAGCACUGUCUGGCUGACAGUUGUAGAUUAUACCUGGAGCAACAUGGUGCGCCUGGCCCUUGGAGUGGGGGUCCUGAUCCUGCUGGGGCUGAUGGUGGCAGAGGCCAUGAACAGCCAAAGGAACACACCAGGACAGCUGCCGCCCCCUGGAAUGAGACACAGCUCCCCUCUGGAUCACCCAGAUGGAAGGUCGUGCUGCCACGGUCACCUAGAUUGAAGGGGUCAGUCAGUAUGUGCUCAGCACUCAGAGCUCCCUGUAACUAGUGUCCUCCCACCUGGGACCAGUAACAAGAUCUUUCCCCUUAAGUUCUUUAUGAUAAAAUAAAUAAAACAUCCCUUCCUUCUCCUGCUGCCUCCAGUAGUCACCUUUGUGGGAUGGGCAACGUUCAGGGUGGACUUUGAGCUCUGUAUGGCCUGGGGACCCAAUGGCAGGGGAUGGGCUCCUGGGACAGGCUCCUGCAGCAGUGCUCUGUGCCUUCAUUUCCCUCUGUGCAGAGGAGGGAUGACUCCCCCUUCCCCCACGGUAAGCAGUUUGGGUCUGAGCCUGGGAGAGGGAGUGGGGCUGAAUAAGCAAUUU
This is a messenger RNA of Numida meleagris (helmeted guineafowl), 2044 nucleotides long. Its product is annotated as immunoglobulin superfamily member 1-like. The transcript is spliced from 7 exons. The coding region runs from base 290 to 1684 and encodes 464 amino acids. Lineage: Eukaryota; Metazoa; Chordata; Aves; Galliformes; Numididae. The record is from RefSeq and is a predicted model, not a curated record.